Lottia gigantea (owl limpet) is the source of this 2748-nucleotide messenger RNA. RefSeq lists its product as hypothetical. NCBI's taxonomy places the organism in Eukaryota, Metazoa, Mollusca, Gastropoda, Lottiidae. Gene Ontology annotation, cellular component: postsynapse; axon; sarcolemma. Bases 1 to 2748 code for a protein of 915 amino acids. Gene Ontology annotation, biological process: calcium ion import across plasma membrane; sodium ion transmembrane transport; cell communication. The record is from RefSeq and is a predicted model, not a curated record. The transcript has 7 exons. Gene Ontology annotation, molecular function: calcium:sodium antiporter activity.
AUGAACAAGUGUGGAAUCAUCAUUGCCUUUUUCUUGGUAGUUUUAGCCAAUAUUCCAGAAAGUUUCGCACAAACUACACCCAUUGGUGUUUCUGAAGAUGUGCUGACUUCUACUGCAGAGAAUGUUACAGAAAAAGUAUGUACCAAAACUGCAGAAAAAUGUAGAAAAGGUGUUAUUUUACCAUUGUGGACACCAGUUGGUGGAUUAAGUGAUGGAGAUAAGGCAGCCAGAGCAACUGUUUACAUGGCAGCCAUGAUCUAUAUGUUUCUGGGAGUGUCUAUUAUUGCUGACAGGUUUAUGGCAGCUAUUGAAGUAAUAACUUCUAAGGAAAAAGAGGUUGUAGUUAAAAAGCCUGAUGGUGAUACCACUGUUGUCAAUGUUAGAAUUUGGAAUGAAACUGUAUCUAAUUUAUCUUUAAUGGCAUUGGGUUCUUCAGCCCCAGAAAUUCUGCUUUCGGUUAUUGAAAUUUGUGGAAAUAAGUUUGAAGCGGGAGAACUUGGGCCUUCUACUAUUGUUGGCAGUGCAGCUUUUAACUUGUUUAUCAUCACAGCUAUUUGUGUUUAUUGUAUUCCCUCUUCAGAAGUGCGUCGAAUAAAGCAUUUGGGUGUUUUUUUCAUAACUGCAACAUGGAGUAUAUUUGCUUAUUUAUGGCUAUAUUUCAUUUUGUCAGUAACAUCACCUGGUAUAGUCUCUGUUGCCGAGGCUGUCUUCACCUUCCUCUUUUUCCCAGGAACUGUUAUUACAGCUUAUAUUGCUGACCGAAAGAUCCUUGUGUAUCGCUUUUUUUCCAAAAAGUAUCGUGCUAGUAAUAGGAAAGGUGUAAUAGUUCAAUCUGAAGGCUAUGGUGAUCAAGAGAUGGCUGAUGGUAAGACUAAUCAUGUUGGAGAUGAAGUAGAAUUUAAAGGCCUUAAUUCAGAAGAUAGUGAAGUCAAGGAAUUCGAGAAACAUAGAAUGGAAUACAUUGAAAUCAUGAGAGAAUUGAGGAAAAAACAUCCCAAUGUUGACAUGAAAACAUUAGAAGAAAUGGCAGAAUACGAAGCUGUAAAUCGAGGUCCAAAGAGUAGAGCUUUUUACAGAAUCCAAGCUACACGUAAACUGACUGGUAGUGGUAAUGUCAUUAAAAAGUCUAAAAUUGAACUUAGAUCUGAAGCCAGUGAUGCCAAAAUAGAAGUUAAGGAAGAAGAUCCAAUCACAAAAGUUUAUUUUGAUCCUGGUCAUUAUACUGUCAUGGAAAACGUUGGCUCUUUCUUUCUCACGGUUACAAGAGAAGGUGGAGAUUUGUCCAAGACUGUUUACGUGGACUACAAAACAGAAGAUGGUACCGCUAAUGCAGGACAUGAUUUUGAAUAUGCUGAGGGAACUCUGGUAUUUUAUCCCUUAGAAACUCACAAGCAGUUUAGUGUUUCAAUCAUUGAUGAUGAAUUGUUUGAAGAAGAUGAGCAUUUCUAUGUUCAGUUGAGUAAUUUACGUAUUGGUGACUCUCAAGGACUAUUUGAAAGUGAUCGUGUUGAAAGUCUUGCUCAGAUUGUCAACCCCUCAAUGGCCACUGUCAUGAUUCUUGAUGAUGAUCAUCCUGGUAUCUUUCAUUUUGAAGAAGAUGAAACUGUUGUCACUGAAUCUAUAGGAGAAAUGCACAUAAAGGUUGUGCGUUCAUCUGGAGCAAGAGGAACCGUUAAGAUACCAUAUACAACCAUUGAUGGUACAGCUAAAGCAGGAAAGGAUUAUGAGCUAGUGCAUGGAGAACUGACCUUUGAAAACGAUGAAGCUGAGCAAUUUAUUCGAAUUCGUAUCGUGGAUUUUGAGGAGUAUGAGAAAAGUGAAACCUUUUAUGUGACUUUAGGAGAACCCUAUAUAGCUAAGAAAGGAUCAGGUUAUGAUAAAGAUUCUGGAGCUGAAUUAGCCGUAGAAGAUGAGAAGCUAGCUGAAUUAGCUAAGCCUAGAUUAGGAGAUAUUGUUAAGAUUACUGUCAACAUAAAAGAAAGUGUAGAAUUCAAGAGUGUUGUAGAUAAGCUGUUAAAGAAAGCCAAUGUAUCAUUAGUGGUAGGAACAUCAUCAUGGAGAGAACAAUUUGUACAAGCUAUCACUGUUAGUGCAGGUGAUGAUGAUGAGGAAGAAGAUUCAGAAGAGAAACUACCAUCAUGUUUAGAUUAUGUUAUGCACUUUCUAACAUUAUUCUGGAAGCUUCUAUUUGCUUUCAUUCCACCCACAGAUAUAUGGGGAGGUUGGGCAUGUUUCUGGUCCUCUAUAGCAUGUAUAGGUCUUUUAACUGCUUUUAUUGGUGAUUUAGCAUCAGGAUUUGGUUGUACUGUUGGUUUGAAAGAUGCUGUUACUGCCAUUUCAUUUGUAGCUUUAGGAACUAGUGUUCCAGAUACCUUCGCUAGUAAAGUUGCUGCUGUCAAUGAUCAGUAUGCUGAUUCAUCUAUUGGUAAUGUGACAGGUAGCAAUGCUGUCAAUGUAUUCUUAGGUAUAGGUGUAGCGUGGACAAUAGCAGCAGUUUAUCAUGCAGUCAAUGGCAGGGACUUUAAAGUGGAUCCAGGAAGUCUGGCAUUCUCUGUGACUGUCUUCUGUGUUUUUGCUUUUCUAUGUAUAAUAUUGUUAGUUGUGAGGAGAAGUAAAUUAUGUGGAGGCGGGGAACUUGGAGGACCGACUAAAUUUAGAGUCCCAACAGUUAUAUUAUUAGUUUGUUUCUGGUUAACUUACAUUCUUCUCUCAUCCUUAGUAUCUUACUGCUAUAUCAAGCCUUUUUAG